Molecule: messenger RNA, 1983 nt
Organism: Bombina bombina (fire-bellied toad)
Lineage: Eukaryota; Metazoa; Chordata; Amphibia; Anura; Bombinatoridae
Product: transforming growth factor beta activator LRRC32-like
Exons: 3
Coding region: 1-1983 (660 amino acids)
Cellular component (GO): extracellular matrix
Molecular function (GO): protein binding
Source: RefSeq, a predicted model, not a curated record
AUGAACAGUGCAAUAUUUUAUAUCAUAGAGAGCACCAUGUUUUUGGUUCAAGCUAGUGAUAUUGCUAGAAAAAAACACAAAGUGUUGUUGUUUAUUCAUUUUCUUCUAGUUCAGAGUUGUGACAAAGUCAGGACAGAUCCAUCAGACGUGUGCAUUCAGAAUUCCAUUGAUGUAAGUUGCCAACAUCUCCACAUUUAUACAAUUCCAAGAAAUCUGACAACUGGAAUUAAAACACUUGAUCUAUCUCAUAACUUCAUACAGAAUCUCACAAUAAUACCACUGUCAUCCUUAUACACUCUAUUGGAGUUAAACAUUGGAUAUAAUAAAGUUGAAAACAUUGAAAAUAAAGCAUUCCAUAACUUAUCCCAACUUUAUUCUCUGAAUCUUAUUGCUAAUAUAUUGGACAAACACUAUUUUGCUCAUAAAGGAAUUUUUGGAUCUUUGCAAACUCUUAAAGUAUUGAACCUAGCAAAUAAUAACUUAAAUAGUGAAAUGGUAAGCUGCUAUUUAACAAAUAUUUUUUCACUGGAAAAGCUGGAUCUGUCAGGGAAUACGAUAACAUCACUACCCUCUAAAUUAUUUAAUGAGGUUUUGCAGCUGUCCGAGUUAGAUCUCUCUAACAAUAACAUAAUGGAGAUAGAGAAAGGCACAUUUGAUUCAUUAAAAGAGCUAAGAGUUCUAAAUCUUGCACUAAAUUCUCUACACUACAUUUGUAGUUUUAAUCUUCCUCAGCUGCAUUUUUUAAAUUUAAGUUCAAAUACGAUGGGGUUUUUCUUCAGUAAUAAUUCUCAUGAGCUAUAUCAACUUAGGAACUUAGACCUAAGCUUCAACAAUCUCUUACACUUCCCAGUUCUCCCAAAGUUCCACAUGAUUCAGUAUCUUAAUCUGUCUAAAAACAUGAUGGCUGCAAUGACCCCUUCCUUCAAUACUACUCUGGAUGAUUUGCAGGACAUGUCGUUGUAUGAAAAUAUUGCACAGAUGGAUCUUUAUAGUGCUGUUCAGGAAACUGUAUCCACUUUGUCAAAAUUAAUUGAUUUGGAUCUAAGCAACAAUCAUUUGACAACAUUUCCUCUGAAUUUUCUCUCCAAGCUAAGGACACUUCAAAAUCUCAAUAUGGCUCACAACUGUCUUGAGUAUAUUACAAAUACAUCUUCAAUCGCUGAGCCAGUCUACAAUCAGGUGGAUCCAAUUAGUGAAGUGGCUGUAAAACUUAACUCUUUGCGUGCAUUAGAUCUGCAAGGAAAUUAUCUGCGUUCAAUUCCACAAUGGCUAUUUGACAUCAUGCCAGUAAUUGCAAACCUGAAUCUUAAAAACAAUAAAAUUGUGAUAUGCACAAACCCACACAGUAAAAAAGAAAAUUCUUCUUCAAACGUGUAUAUUUGUACAUCUUUCUCUAAGGCGCUUCACCUUAAUUCCUUAAAUCUGCGUGGAAACAGCAUUAAACAUCUGCCACCACGUGUCUUCCAGCAAACGUCAUUAGUUUCGCUGGAUAUAUCUGAGAAUAAAGGAUUGCAUUUAAGAAAUAAUUCUCUUGAAGGUUUGCAGCAAUCAUUGCAGAUCCUAUUGCUAAAGGGAAACCACAUGGAAGAGUCUCAAGUUCAGCUUCCUUGUUUAAAAAGACUGAAAUAUUUAGAUUUGUCUAAUAAUAGACUUUAUGCAAUUCCACCCAACAGCUACUGCUCUCAUGUAAAGACUUUAGAUCUGCGAAAUAAUUCUCUACAUAUGUUAGAUAAAAAAGCAACUUUGAUUUGGUCUAAAAGUCAUACACAUGUGUGGAUCAAUGGCAACCCUUUUGACUGCUGUUCUCUGAACUGGUUACAAACUGACAACUUACAGAUACAAGACAUCAACGACACUCACUGUAUCUACACAAGCAAUAAUAUGAGUUCCAGAAUACAUUUAUAUAGUGAUCACACUCCAUUCUGUUCAAGUGAUAGUGGUCACAUUGUGAUUAAACCCAAAUGCAGUGCCAUAAGGGUGUAA